AUGAGCAGUUUUCCUGCAGAAAGUGGUCGAUCAACUAAGUUUGCGCCUUCUAAAUCAUGCACUGUGCAUGUGGAAUCAUUUAAGUUGGGGUUGGAAAAAAUAAGUCGCGGCAAGCAUGCCGGUGGUGAUGCAGCUUGGGAAGAGGAAAAACUACGUUCUUAUAAAACCAGUGAAGUGCGUUUAGUCGAGGUUCAAGAGCAGUUGUGUAGUGAUGUUAAACGUGGACAAGAUCAGUGUCAUACCAUGGCCAACGAUCACGAGCCCCUAUUAGAAGAUUGGUUCUUGCACAAACAAAGCGAUUCACCUGACCUACAUGUUUGGUUAUGCAUUGACAAGCUGCUACUGUGUUGCCCUGGUGGUUACUUUGGACGUAUUUGACGUAAAACCUACCACAAACAUAUAUAGCCUGUUGCCCUACUUCUGGAUUUGCGGGCUUUACAGGAAAAGCUGUUUU
Molecule: messenger RNA, 454 nt
Organism: Rhagoletis pomonella (apple maggot)
Lineage: Eukaryota; Metazoa; Arthropoda; Insecta; Diptera; Tephritidae
Product: protein disulfide isomerase CRELD1-like
Exons: 3
Coding region: 1-378 (125 amino acids)
Source: RefSeq, a predicted model, not a curated record